Messenger RNA from Zasmidium cellare ATCC 36951, 912 nucleotides. RefSeq lists its product as uncharacterized. Bases 1 to 912 code for a protein of 303 amino acids. The transcript is spliced from 6 exons. Gene Ontology annotation, cellular component: intracellular anatomical structure. The record is from RefSeq and is a predicted model, not a curated record. NCBI's taxonomy places the organism in Eukaryota, Fungi, Ascomycota, Dothideomycetes, Mycosphaerellales, Mycosphaerellaceae. Gene Ontology annotation, molecular function: oxidoreductase activity, acting on NAD(P)H, oxygen as acceptor.
AUGGUCGUGCGGCCGAUGAGCAAGCCCAGUCCCGAGGAUGCGUCGAUGAAGGACGGCAUCUUCCAGGAAAACAACACGGUCGCGCCCACGGACGAGUCGGUGCUGUCGCUGUUCAGCCUCAAGGGCAAGACGGCCAUUGUGUCUGGGUCGGGCGCAGGCAUUGGCUAUGCCGUCGUGCAGGCCUUUGCGGAGGCCGGCGCCAAUGUGGCCAUCUGGUAUCAUGGGAACAAAGAAGCCAUCAAGAAGGCCAAGGCCAUUGAAGAGACAUAUGGCGUGAAAUGCCGUGCGUAUCAAACGGACGUCACUGACUUCGAGGACACCAAGCGAGUCAUCAACCACAUCACCGAGGAGUUCAACGGUCGACUGGACAUCUUCGUCGCCAAUGCUGGAAUCCCCUGGACACAGGGCCGCAUGAUCGAUGGCCAAUUAGACCACUACCACAAAGUCGUUUCCACCGACCUCGACUCCGUCUUCUACUGCGCCAAAGCCGCCGGCGAAAUCUGGCGCCGCCAACACCUCACCGGCCUCACGACACAGGGCUCCCAACUCGAAAACUACCGCUAUGGAUCCUUCGUCGCCACGGCGUCCAUGAGUGGACAUAUUGCGAAUAUCCCUCAGCUGCAGUCUGCCUACAACGCCGCCAAAGCCGGCGUCAUCCACCUCUGCAAAUCCCUGUCCGUCGAAUGGGUGCGCUUCGCCCGCGCCAACAGCAUCUCGCCGGGCUACAUGGCGACGGAGAUCAGCGACUUCAUCCCGCCGGAGACGAAGAGGAUCUGGCACGGCAAAAUUCCCAUGGGUCGCGAGGGCGAGGCGCAUGAGUUGAAGGGCGCGUAUUUGUAUCUCGCGAGUGAUGCGAGCAGUUAUACGACAGGCGCGGAUAUUGUGGUGGAUGGCGGGUAUUGUGCUGUGUAG